ACCCAUAUAGAUAAUAUAUCUUUAUAAUCUAUGAAUAUCACAGAAUAUUAUAUUCUGAGCUAAUAUCUUUGCCUAACCCGCUGGAACUAAAUAGUUGUUUAAUAUUGUUUGCUGUUGUGUGCUGUUAAUUUACUAUUUUAUUCAUACGUGUACAUGCUACAAACUACAAAUGUCGGGCAACGAAUUCGCUAUAUUUCAAAAAAAUAAUCUCAAUAAUUCUUGUGAAUCUACGGAUAACACAACAGGUUCUAAUUCUGAAAUGGCAUUAAUAAAUAAUGGUAUUGAUGAAACUUUAAAUAAACUUGUUGAAAAUGUAUUUCAUUUUACCAUGAUACCUCGCUUCGAUAAAGAAUACGACUCCCCAGUUAUUUAUUUACCAGAUUUAUUAGAAGUAUUGAAGUCAAAUGUCAAUAAUGGAGAAGAAUUAGAAUUUCUUGAACAAACAAUUUUCGAAAGAACACUAUUGGCUGAUCCAAAAGCAUAUUUACUCAAGACCAAACCCAAUGUAUUAAUUACUUCACAUACUGAGGAGAAGGAGUGCAUUGUGUAUUUAUUUCAAUGCUUCAUUGAAUUGACUUUUGCUAAACAAGAAAAUCGUUAUCCAUCAAUCGGAGAAGAUAUUUAUUCAAAAAUAUUUGGAUUUUUGUGUACGAAUGUAUCUACAGCACUUAAACAACCUGAUUUAUAUAGUCCUCAAAACAUUAAUGAUCAGGUUUUAAAAAUAUUUGAAACCAAUAUGGCAUCUUUUGAAGAUUAUCUGAAAUUUUUUACUUCUGUUAAUAAACAAAUUAUUUUGGAUGAAGAUGAUGGAGGGUCACAAAUUCAAAGUAUAUACCAACCAAUACUUAAGAAAGUAAAAGAAAAAAUAUUACAAUCAACAAUUUUAUUUUUACCAUAUUGUGAGAUUGCAUUACUACAAGUAUUCUCUGCAGAACUAUUAUUAGCUAAUUUGUUGAUUGAUGACUGUUAUGUACCAGAUACAUCUCCCGGUUUCCAUUUUACAAAUACAGUGCUUGGAGCUGCUUUUGCAAUAUCAGGAUUACCACAAACACCAGGGGGUAGAUUUGAAUAUUUCCAAAAACCCAUGGAAGAGUUAUCUGGUCCAUUGGAAAGUAACAUAUGGUCUGGAUUGGAGACAUUACAUGUUCAAUUACAUAAAAUUGUAUUAUACCUCCUAAAAGUUGGACCUGAAGUAAAACAUAAGACAUUAUCUUGGUUGGGAAGUUGCUUGGAAAAAAAUAUGGGACGCUGUAAAUUAUGGAAUAUUGAAAUGUCAAUGUUAGGAUUUAUUUCAGAUGGAUUUGCAUUAAACUUAAGUGCAGUUCUUUUAAGACUGUGUCAACCAUUUAUUUCUAAUACAGAUAAUCCAAAAUUGUUGAAAAUUGAUCCUACCUACUGUGCUGCAAAAAUUCUUAAUAAUGAAGAAAGUAGACAACGUGGAGUACAUCUAUUAAAAUUAAAUGAACACACUAUGCUUUUACCAACUAAUGUUGAAGAUUCUAGAGAAGAUGAUAAUUCUUCAGACCAUAGACCUGUAGCUAAAGGACAGUUUAAUUUCAUCACAGAAUGUUUUUACAUGACACAAAAGUCUUUAGAGAUAGGUUUUGCUCAAGUACAAGAAAAAAUUACAAAUAUUAACCAAGAAUUAGCAAGAAUGCAACAGACUUUUGUAGAUGCUCAACAAUCUGGUUCAGCCACAUCCGAAGUAAUGAAACUUAUUAAUGAUCGAAUGGAAGGUGAAAUGACCAAAUACCUAUCUAUGAAAGCUGCACUUUUAGAACCAACAACAUUACAUCUUUUGAGUGACUUUCAAAAAGCAACAUGUAUUUGGCUUACUCAAGUUGUGUUGGAUGUAGACAAAGAUUUUCAAUCAAAUAACCUUGACUCUUAUUGUCCAAAUAAAUUCUCAGUUAUUGAAUUUCCAUUGCCUAGUGUUGUUCCUCCUACAUUAAAAUGCAUUCCAGAAUUUUUGUUGGAAAAUAUUUGGCGAUAUUUAACAUUGGUGCGUCGUUUUCAUUCUCGAUCUUUAGAGGAACCUGGUUUUUCACUAGUUAGUGAAUUAUUAAAUGCUGUUUUAAUAUUUAUGACAUCUAAUAGUCGAGUGAGAAAUCCACAUUUGCGGGCUCGUCUAGCUGAAUGUUUAGAUUGCUUAUUACCACAUAUGGAUGAAGAUAGCUCUGUAACAAAUUCAAUAGGGUCAUAUUACAGAGAGUUAUUAUUUUUAAGUCAUCCCCAUCGUAAACAAAUUGUUCAUGCUUUAUUGGAUGUGUUUGUGGGUAUUGAAAUGACUGGACAAAGUGUGGAAUUUGAACAAAAAUUUAAUUAUCGACGACCGAUGUAUGUUGUAAUGGAUUAUUUAUGGAAAUUAGAAGAACACAGAGAAGUAUUCAAAUUAUUGGCUAAAGAUGCAGAAAAUAAUAUGGAAGCAGCUUCACCGCCAUUAUUUUUAAGAUUCAUUAAUUUAUUAAUGAAUGAUGCUGUGUUCUUAUUAGACGAAGCAUUAACAAAUAUGGCUCAGUUAAGACAAAUGCAAACUGCUCAUGAAUCAGGCCAAUGGAAUAAUUUAUCUGAAAGAGAAAGAGCGCAAAAUAUGUCACACUUGCAACACAUUGGAAUGAUUGCUAGAUUUGAUAAUAUUCUUGGGAAAGAAACCAUCAAUACAUUUAAAUACCUUACAUCAGAAAUAAAAUCAAUAUUUUGUCAUCCCACAAUGGUUGAUAGAGUAGCAGCUAUGUUAAACUACUUUUUAUGUCAUUUAGUUGGACCAAAAAAAAAAAAUUUUAAAGUUAAAGAUAUGAAGGAAUACAAAUUUGAACCAGCCGAAAUAGUUUUGAAUAUUUGUAUGAUAUAUGUACAUUUGGGGGAUACUAAAAAUAGUGAAGCAUUUUGUUUAGCUGUUUCCAAAGAUGGACGAUCCUACAAUCCAUUACUUUUCAAACAGGCUGAAGACGUCUUAGCAAGAAUUGGAGGUGCAUCAUUAAUUGUGGGAAUUACUAAAAUAGCACAGAGAGUAUCAGAACUAGCAAGACAACAAAGUAAUGAUGAAGAGUUAUUACUUACAGAAGCCCCUGAAAACUUUUUAGAUCCUAUUAUGUCUACUCUCAUGGUAGACCCAGUAAUUUUGCCUUCGAGUAAAAUGAAUGUCGACCGAUCUACUAUAGCAAGACAUUUAUUAAGUGAUCAGACUGAUCCAUUUAAUCGUUCUCAUUUGACUAUGGAUAUGGUAAUAACUAAUACCGAAUUGAAAAAUCAAAUUGACGAAUGGAUUAAAAUCAAAAAAUCUCAAAAAUGAAAAGUAAAAAUUACAAUUUUCAAUAUUAGGUACUUCAGUAUGUAUAAGUAAUACUAAGAAGUAAGAACAAUAUUUCCAGGGACCCUCCAUUAAAAGAAAAAUAUUGUUUUUGUUAGAUUUUCAUAUAAUUAAGGUAUUAUUAUGAAUUAUAAAUUUUUAAUAUAUAGACUAUUGGUGUAUAAUAAUUUCAUAAUAAGUACAUACUAUAAUUAUUAAUGAACACUUAUUGUUUUUGUUGCUUGUAUAUAUAUAUAUAUAUAUUUUAAUUGUGGCAUAUGUUUAUAUAUAUAUAUAUAUAGAUCAAUAAAACAAUACUAUAAAUACGGUUCAAGUGUAAAAAGAUAAUGUAUUUGAUGAUGUAUCUGUUAUAUGAGUAAUUUCUUACUAAUAAGCAUUUUUUUAAUGUUAAAUGAAAAUAAAUAACAUUCUGCUCAGUUUUGUUAGACAGACACGUCAUAACAUAAUAACUUUAUAAAAGGUUCAACAUUGUUCUUUAUCUCAUCAUUAUACAUACCCUAGGGUUCUAAAUUUGAAAUAUUUCAAUGAAAUUAUGAAAAAUAUUUUUUUUUCUUUUAAACAUGUUCGGUUAUAGAUGAUCAGAAACAAUAAAUUGAUUGAUUACACUUAGAAUUAAAGAAAAACAUAUUAUUUUUGUUGAUUUAUUAUUUAAUAUUUGUAUAUUCUAUAUUUUAUAGUGCCGAAAAAUAUUCCUGGCAUUAUUUUGAGAAUAAAAACAUUUUUUUACAUGAGUUUUAAAAUAUUGUUGUAUAUCAGAAAAGAUAAUGGUUUGAAAUAGAGUUGAAGUCAAUUCCAACAUUGAAUGAAAUAAUAGUGUAUUUUCAGUAAUUAUAAAGUGUAUAAUAUGUGUGUAUAUGUGGCUGAGGGAUGUGAAGGUUCUCUGGGCUCAUUAUUUAAUACUUAGAUCAUAUAGUUUGUUAUAAGUGUUAUAACUAUUAUAGAUUUGUUAAACAACUUUUAAAUUAUAUGUAAAUAUGUUACAUAUUUUCUUUGUUUCAUACAAUAAAUAAACUUUCAAAAUCA
Messenger RNA from Metopolophium dirhodum (rose-grain aphid), 4333 nucleotides. RefSeq names its product ubiquitin conjugation factor E4 A (gene Ube4A). The coding region runs from base 170 to 3292 and encodes 1040 amino acids. Gene Ontology annotation, cellular component: cytoplasm; ubiquitin ligase complex; nucleus. Gene Ontology annotation, biological process: protein polyubiquitination. Gene Ontology annotation, molecular function: ubiquitin-ubiquitin ligase activity. The transcript is spliced from 14 exons. Lineage: Eukaryota; Metazoa; Arthropoda; Insecta; Hemiptera; Aphididae. The record is from RefSeq and is a predicted model, not a curated record.